Messenger RNA from Arvicola amphibius (Eurasian water vole), 1360 nucleotides. RefSeq names its product GIPC PDZ domain containing family member 2 (gene Gipc2). The transcript is spliced from 6 exons. Gene Ontology annotation, molecular function: protein binding. The record is from RefSeq and is a predicted model, not a curated record. Bases 175 to 1119 code for a protein of 314 amino acids. NCBI's taxonomy places the organism in Eukaryota, Metazoa, Chordata, Mammalia, Rodentia, Cricetidae.
UCCUCCGCUGGGAGGGGGCCUGAAGCCUGCGCCGCCAGGCGGAAGCGUUGCUGCUAUUGGCCCAGCAGUCGCUGUCACCUGCACGGAGCCCAGGGCCGGAGCGCAAAGUCCGUUGCCCGAGGCCAGCGAUCUGGCGCGGGCAGCACAGGUGGUCCACGCCAUCGGCCCUGCAAGAUGCCGCUUGGACUGCGCGGGAAGAAGAAGUCGGCCAAGUUCAAGGAGACGGCGCGGCUGGUGGAGGGCGAGAGGUCGAGCGUCCACGAAAGUGUCCCCGGACACCCAGCUCCGGCACGAAAGCUAGUGUUCCACGCACAAUUGGCACACGGCAGCGCCACGGGCCGAGUGGAGGAGUUUUCCAGCAUCCAGGAGCUCUACGCCAAGAUCGCCGACGUGUUUGAAAUCGCGCCGUCCGAGAUCUUAUUUUGUACUUUAAACACACCCAAGAUUGACAUGGGGAAGCUCCUAGGAGGGCACUUGGGUCUUGAGGAUUUCAUAUUUGCCCACGUGAAGGGGAUAAAAAAGGAAGUGAACGUCUAUAAAUCAGAGGACUCACUUGGACUCACCAUCACGGAUAACGGUGUCGGCUACGCUUUCAUCAAGAGAAUUAAAGAUGGCAGCACCAUUGACUCAGUCAAGACCAUCUGUGUGGGGGAUCAUAUUGAAGGCAUAAAUGGAGAAAAUAUUGUUGGGUGGCGUCACUAUGAAGUCGCUAAGAAGUUAAAGGAAUUGAAAAAAGAGGAGCUCUUUACUUUGCAGUUAAUAGAACCCAAGAAGGCAUUUGAAAUAGGACCACGGACAAAAGCUGGAAAGGCGUCGACAGAAAAAAUUGGUACUGCAAGAGGGACUCUUCGUCUGAGAUCCAAGGGUCCUGCUACAGUGGAAGAGCUGCCCUCUGAAGCCAAAGCAAAGGCGAUCGAAAAGGUCGAUGAUCUUUUGGAACUGUACAUGGGAAUUCGAGAUAUCGACUUGGCUACAACCAUGUUUGAAGCCGGAAAAGACAAAAGCAACCCAGAUGAAUUUGCUGUGGCCCUUGAUGAGACUCUGGGAGACUUUGCCUUUCCUGACGAGUUUGUGUUUGAUGUGUGGGGAGCCAUUGGCGAUGCAAAACAAGGAAGAUGAUGGUGUGGACGAUCGUCCUGCAGAAAUGACCAGAGCACUUCCGGAGGCAGCCUUCUUGGGGACUCUAGAUACCUUCAUGACCUCCACUUCAGCUCCAUGUGUAUAAGAUUCAGUCUAUCAAAUGCGAUUUGAUUCAUGGAUAAUGUUUAAUAUAGUUUCCUGUGUAGUAUGCUUAAGAUAAAUUGAAGUCUGAUCCAUUUUAAUAUUUUUUCCAAAGCUUCUAAAACUGAUUUUUAAAGGA